AUGGCGGCCCAGCCAGGGAGUGGCCGUGGGUACACACCUUGGCAAUCUACGACGCACAAGAUGGGCCAGCCUAUGCUCAAGGAUAGCUCUGCGUACCACCAAGUCAAGGUUGAGCUUGCUGGCAGGUCGUCAGUUAAGGAAAACGACAUAGCUAAACUUCUCCAGGUCGCUUGUUCAAAACGGUACAACUUCCUGUUCGUCGCGAAAUCUUCCAAAGUCAAGGUCUUCGUCCCAACGUAUCCUACUCAGGCUGUAUCCAAACCACUCUUAACACUCCAUGGACCGGAAGAACUUCCCGAGCUUCGAACUCAGGGUUACAUCGAUUGCAAUGUCCCGCAUACUAUCAACAACAUGAUAGUUGCUGAUCUAGGAACAGAGGAAGUCCUUCUUGUUGCCAAUGACUGUGGUUAUGUCACGCUAUGGUAUACAAAGCAUCUGAUACAGAGAAAUGGGAAUAUGGACAUAUGGUUCGAUGUCCAUAAGAGCGCUUGGGGAAUCUCAGUCCAUAAGGCGAAAAGGCUGAUAGCAAUAUCGUCGAACACGACCAUGAUAUCCGUAUACGAAAUGGGGAGCGAGGCAGUAGAUUCGAGCAGGCCACCUAGGGGAGCCCAAUAUCCAAUAGUACUGUCAGCAAAUCAUCAAAAUGUGCCGUGUGUAGCAUUUCUUGACGACGACUCUGGGAGAUGGCUAGCUGCGACAGACAUCACGGGAUCAGUAAUCCUAUACGAUUUACUGCGUGAAGCAAGGACGAUGACAGAAUAUAAGGGACAGGGUUGGACAGUGACUUUUCUGUGCGAAAGCAAUUUCCUGUGGGUUGAACACGAAGAAUUCAUGGAGAUGAUUGAAAAGGCGAGAGAAGAAGCACAAAAGGAGGCUAGGAGAGGGUUGUUGAGUUUUGCGACUCGUCGAUUUGAUGAUGAUUCGGACGGAGAUGAAGCAGAUGAUUGGGCAAGUGAUGUACAAAUGACAUUAUAUGGUGGAGGAUCUGAAGACGAGGAGUAUCAAGAUGGGGUGAGCGACCAAUUAUCUUAUAGUGAUGAAUAUGAAGAUGAAGACGAUGACGAUGAAGACGACGAUGAAGAGAUGAGUGAUGAGGAUCCGGAUAUUGAGAUGAAUUUCACAGCGUUGGAGGAAGCUAUUUUAUCCCACGAUGCUCAAAACCUUUUGGAUGAUGAGAGUCUAGAUGAGGAUCCAGAAGAUGCGAAUGCGAACGAAGAACAUGGGGGGUUAGACGUCACAGAAGAGAUGCAAUCAACAGCAUAUGGCCCUGUCAACCGAUCGGUUUCCUUGACUCCAGAUCCGACUCUUUACGGUCCCAUCUCACAACGAAUUCUAGAUUCGGAGGAUGAUGCUCCUUGGGAAAACCCACCCCCAUCAUUCAUCAUACACUCUAAAAAGUUUGACCUUAAGCUUAUCAUACCGAAAGAUCCUUCUAUACCGCCACCUUUCAGCUACGAGUCUCGACCGGUUCAUCUUAAUAGUCUUAUUACGCUAAAAAAUUUAAUACCUGCGGAUGGCAUCACUCUAGCGGCACGGACAAGUAAUUACCCGCUCAGAAUGAAUAUGCACGCUUACAUACCCGCUCUGUCCUUGUAUGUUAUUGGGAGACAAGAUGGAAGGGUUGCAUUAGUUAGGAUGAUCAGAUCACGGCCACCACCACAAUCGGAAGAUCCUGCAGGAACCUCAACCACAGAGGGCAAUACACAAAAUGGCGAGAACAAAGGAGUUGUUCACAGGCAUUUCAUGAAUUUGGAGCAUAUCAUUCCGAAACAAGAUACCGCGAUCCCCUUUGCUCUGGUGGGUGUGUGUGUCGCACCCGUUCAAGGUUGGGAGGAUCGCCAUGUUUCCAACGGGAUGAACCAGGGAAGCGGUCAAGGGAAAUGGUUGUAUACUAACGGCGGGGUGGGAGGGAGAUGGAGGAUCUUCUUACUCUAUUCUGGUGGAGAUGUUAUUUGUUACACAGUGUCCGGAGGUAUACCUGCACAUGAGAACGGGUUGGUGUUUUGA
Molecule: messenger RNA, 2007 nt
Organism: Orbilia oligospora ATCC 24927
Lineage: Eukaryota; Fungi; Ascomycota; Orbiliomycetes; Orbiliales; Orbiliaceae
Exons: 2
Coding region: 1-2007 (668 amino acids)
Molecular function (GO): protein binding
Source: RefSeq, a predicted model, not a curated record